Messenger RNA from Magnolia sinica, 792 nucleotides. RefSeq lists its product as uncharacterized. Gene Ontology annotation, biological process: proteasome regulatory particle assembly. The record is from RefSeq and is a predicted model, not a curated record. NCBI's taxonomy places the organism in Eukaryota, Viridiplantae, Streptophyta, Magnoliopsida, Magnoliales, Magnoliaceae. Gene Ontology annotation, molecular function: protein binding. Gene Ontology annotation, cellular component: nucleus; cytoplasm. Bases 72 to 767 code for a protein of 231 amino acids. The transcript is spliced from 5 exons.
CAGCGAGCAGAACACUAGAAUUCCUCUGUAAAACCACACACAAGGAUAGAGAGAGAGAGAGAGAGAGAGAGAUGGUGGCGACGAAUCUGAAGGCGGAGACGAUCUCUCUCCAGGAGAAGAGAGACGCGAUCGAGGUCGAGAUGAGCGGUAUCAUCUCUCGUCUCACCCAGCCAGGUGGGCCAGGAAUCUCCGACCCUCUCACUGAUUCCCAGGGAUUUCCGCGGUCGGAUAUUGACAUUCCAUCUGUUCGUGCAGACCGCCGUCGUCUCGCUGAACUACGAAAUGACUACAAGGAUAUCACGGACAAAAUACAUGAAAACUUACAAGUUCUGCAUUCGGCGAGACUUGCUCACAAUGUAUCAUUGCCCACGAAAGAUCCAGCUAAUGGCGAGGGGUCAAAUAAUCAAGAGAUACCUCAUACCAACACCAUUGCAUCUCUUUCGUCUCGCGGUGGUAUUUCAGAAGAUAGUUGCAUUCCAAUGGAUUUGGAACCAGUCGUCCGGGUACCCUUUGCAAUGGUUGAUGAAAUAGCGGAUGCAUCUCCUGCGGCAGAAGAUGGGCUACAGCUUGGAGACCAGAUUGUGAAAUUUGGAAAUGUGGAAAUUGGUGAAGAACUGCUUCCGAGGCUUGCUUCGGAAGCUCAGUUGAACCAGGGCCGUGCUGUUCCUUUGGUAAUUUUGAGGCAGGGUGCCCUUGUAAAUUUAUCUGUGACACCCAGACCAUGGCAUGGUCGGGGUCUGUUGGGGUGUCAUUUUCGAAUCUUAUGAUGGGUUCUAUUUCAAGCUGUUGCAC